AUGGUUCGAUUCGAGAAAUGGCGUGUUGUCGUUAGUUGCUCGGUGGUUCCCGUUUUCUUAUUCCACCAUGUCGACUCGGACUCUGUCACUGGGAUGACCAUCGUGAGAGCAGUAGAGCUUGAGCUGGGCAUCACCUGUCCCACAGUAUGCUAGCGUUGGCUUGCUUGAAGUGCUGGAGCUGAGCGCAAGUGGCGACGUGGAAGUUACAGUUGGAGUUGAUAGAAAUUCUGCUCCUAAUAUCGAUCAUGUACUAGCAGACUGUGUCUCGAGGAGACUCAGACAGAAGCCAGGGUGAGGUUGGUAGUUUUCCUAGUGGUCAGUGCGUUCGUUUAGGCAUGGCUGCGAACAUCACCGAAACAGUGGCCACUGGCCUGCAAUCAGCAGGCGUUCUGGAGGAAACUUGGUCGUAUGUUCUAAACAACUACACCAAGUGGCAGAUAGCAACGUGGGGUUCGGUAUUAGUACACGAGAUAGUCUACUUUGGCCUGUGUUUACCCGGAUUCCUUUGUCAGUUCGUACCAUUUGUUCAGAAGUACAAGAUUCAGUCGGAGAAAAAGGAAUCGUUUGACAAGCAAUGGCAAUGCUUCAAGGUCCUCAUGUUCAACCAUUUCUGCAUCCAGCUGCCCCUAAUCCUGGGAACAUUCAUGUUCACGGAGUAUAUGGGUAUUCCGUAUGAUUACGAAUCCAUGCCAGCGUGGUACACCACUCUUGGGCGUUGCUUCUGCUGCUUGGUGAUAGAGGAUACGUGGCAUUAUUUCCUGCAUCGUGGACUGCAUGAUCGUCGUAUCUACAAGCACAUACACAAAGUGCAUCACCACUUCCAGGCACCAUUUGGAAUGGUGGCCGAGUAUGCACAUCCACUGGAAACAAUGAUUCUGGGCACCGGUUUCUUCAUCGGCGCACUCUUCUUCUGCACCCACAUUGUGUUCCUGUGGUGCUGGAUGUCGGUGAGGUUGCUGGAGACAAUCGACGUGCACAGCGGUUACGACUUUCCGCUCAAUCCGCUGCAUCUCAUACCCGGAUACGCUGGUGCCCGAUAUCACGACUUCCAUCACAAGAACUUCACCGGAAACUAUGGCUCUACGUUCAUCUGGUGGGACUGGUACUUUGGUACAGACGGAGAAUACAAACAAUUCUUGCAGCGACAGAAAGAGACCGGGAAAGACGAUUAGAGGAAAACUCAACAGACGGAAGCCGUAUACAUUUUAUCAUUAUUAUAAUAUUAUUUCAACUAUCUAUGGACAGUGCUGCUCUUCCACGGUCCUUAGAGGGGACCCAUUAGCUAAGAGAAUGAGUCAAACUUAAUAUUAUUUAUAACGUUAUUUCUUUCAGCCUAGGGUAACAUUAGCUAGCAUGUAGCAUUCACCAAGUACAAGCACGGUGAAAGAUAUUUUAUGCGGCACAAUCAUAGCCUAUACUUAUGGUAUCACAGAAUGAAUCUAAUCAAAUUGUAUACUUUUAGAAUGCCCUGAAAUUGUUGAUUCAUCGCAGAUUUUAGUGCACUUCUUGAAACCUGCCUUGGUGCUUCACUAAUGUUCUCCGUCCCAGUUGCUUUGCCAGGUUGUCCUUCGCAAUCAUGAAUGUUAUUGAAUUCACGGAAGUUUACUAGGUUGUAGCUCA
Molecule: messenger RNA, 1620 nt
Organism: Sycon ciliatum
Lineage: Eukaryota; Metazoa; Porifera; Calcarea; Leucosolenida; Sycettidae
Product: methylsterol monooxygenase 1-like
Exons: 7
Coding region: 336-1172 (278 amino acids)
Biological process (GO): sterol biosynthetic process
Cellular component (GO): endoplasmic reticulum membrane
Molecular function (GO): C-4 methylsterol oxidase activity; iron ion binding
Source: RefSeq, a predicted model, not a curated record